GUUCAACAACGCUUCUGGGGCCUGGACCUGGGUCGUUCGGCUCGACCGCCUGAGCUCUCAAUGCAUUAUUCCUCCAGUUAUGGGGUACAGUGGGUUAUUUCAGGGAGAUAAUUGUUGAGUUGCAGUGGACUGUGGAGAUACCUCGUAUUCCUCGGACUGGGCUGGGGCUUAGAGCCCGUUAUUGAGGCAACUACCGAAGACGAUCCUUAGCUAUGACGAUGCGAGAUGAAGAGCAACAAGGGAAGAGAAUAUGUAUAUAAGACUAUGGACCUUAUCUUCUUUUUCGACAUUAUCUCACUCACUCAUCACUCACACUCACAACCUCAACCCAAUCAACACUCAACCACCUUAAACAACCGACACCAACACAACAACCGCCAUCAUGCAGAUCAAGGCUCUUCUCAUCACUCCCCUCGUCGCCGCUGGCCUCGUCUCUGCUGCCCCCAAGGCCAGCAGCACUCCCAAGACCACCUACUUCCAAGGUCUCGCCCUCCGCUCCGCCAGCCCCGUCCACUUCAACUACCUCCAGGCCUCCAAGGAGUCCUUCGAGCUGAAGCUCAAGAAGCAGGGCGCCAGCUGUGACCGUGGUGUCAAGACCAACGAGGCCACCUUCCAGCUCUACGGCGACGAGCUCUGGCUCUACUCUACUGGCAACCCUCGCCAGCAGGCCUACGUCGACCUCUCCGGCAUGGGCCAGGGCAAGUUAGGCUACACCACUGGUGCUCAGCCCAUGCCCCGCAACGGCCAGCGCAAGGGCUGGAAGAUCGACAAGAACGGCAUCCUCACCUUCGACGGUGCCAGCUUCGUCGCCUGCCCCAACGGCGACAACCUCGAGAAGACCUCUUGGUCUGUCUGGGUCUACAACAGCAUCGACAACCCCGGCGGUAACAAGAACUGUGUUCCCUUCUCCGUCAAGGCCGCCAAGGUUGAGAAGCCCGUUGGCUGCCUCUACACUGCUAUCGAGCCCAGCGAGUAAAUUCUGGUUCAUGAUGGAAUGUUUCUAGCACAUAUUUUUGCAUAACCUCUUGGUUGAGGUCAUUGGGUUUAGAGGAUGACAAGUUAUUCAUUAUAAUAGCGUUUUGAUUGGGUCAUAGAACCUGGAUAGAGUACAUACUCAAUACUUAUUUGUUUCUGU
Molecule: messenger RNA, 1135 nt
Organism: Fusarium redolens
Lineage: Eukaryota; Fungi; Ascomycota; Sordariomycetes; Hypocreales; Nectriaceae
Exons: 1
Coding region: 383-976 (197 amino acids)
Source: RefSeq, a predicted model, not a curated record